This is a messenger RNA of Tetranychus urticae (two-spotted spider mite), 2178 nucleotides long. RefSeq lists its product as uncharacterized. NCBI's taxonomy places the organism in Eukaryota, Metazoa, Arthropoda, Arachnida, Trombidiformes, Tetranychidae. The record is from RefSeq and is a predicted model, not a curated record.
UUAUUAACUAGUCUUUGUUUGGUCGCGCUGAAGUUGGUUUGUUACAUAGUUUCUCUUCAAAGAAUCUUUACGACAGAUCCUGGUUAAAUAUUCUGCUUCUCUUAACAACCUGUUGUUUCCUCUCAUCAUUUUCAAAAUUUGUACCAUUUAUUCGCAAAAGUCGAUUAUUGAUUUUAUUCAAGAUGGCUGAUUCCAAUGAAUAUUCUGAUCAAUUACUGGAAAUCUCUGAGUUUGCUGAUAAAUUGAUGGCCAUAAAUGGAUCAAAGACUUUCCAUGUUUUAAAAAAGUUAAUUUCAACGCUACCAGCCUUUGAAAAAUUGUUUUGCUGUGACUUGUUAGAAGCAAGAGAAAGCAAAGUUGGAUCGGAUCUAUAUAAACAAACUCUUGAUUCUGUACUCAAUGCAACUCGUCCUGAAUCUAUUCCAAUUAAAAUGGAAAGUGUUAUUGCCUUGUUUGAUGUUGCAGAUAAUUUGACGUUAAACAAUCUAUCAAAGGAUUGUUACUCUUAUUUUCAUGCAAAUUUCACCAUUGAACAUCUUCCAGUUAUUAUUCCUCAAGUGACUAAAACAUCUAAACUGAUCAACUCUGGUGCCUUAAACACAUUCAUCUGUCGCCAUUUCUUAAAGAUUGUCAAGACUUCUAUUUUUCUGAAUUAUCCUGUUGAAACGGUAGAGUACAUCUGCGGUUUAGAUUUGCUGAUAUCUUCUGAAUACCAAGUAUUGGAAGCAAUUAAUGAUUGGGUCAAAGCUAAAGCUGAUGACAGAAAAGAUUAUCGUCUUCGAUUAUUAAGAUGUAUUCGUUGGUGUUAUGCUGGAACUGAUAUCUCCUCUAAAAUAAUGGAACUUCCUUAUAUCGCAACAAUUCAGGAUAUUGAUAAAAUUUUGUGUUCUCCUGGUAAUAGUAAACAUAAGUGCCCUUAUAAUCGCACUGAUCAAUGUUUAUUGAUGUUCAUCCAGAAAAUUGAUGACAUGGUUCUGAGUAUAAGAGUUCUGCAGUCACAAUCUUGGUUACCUGUUGGUAUUUUUAAUUUAGAUGAUGCUAUGUCACUAGAAUUGGUUCAUGGAGAGAACAUAUCAGAUGUUCUAUAUGAUUGUGGAACCAAAGGAGUGCGAAUUGAUUGGGAAGCCAAGAAAUUCCGUUGGCUCAAUUUUGAAAGUGAUGAAUCAUAUUAUCUGCAAAUCAACAAACUGAUUGUCUCCAGUCAGACUGCACCAAGUACCAUUCUCUACUUGGAAGACAAAUGUGGCGGAUAUGCUGAUGAUCCUUUUAUUGAACUUUUUCAUCUUCGCUCUCUCGCUACUUCUAGGCGAAGAAUUCCAGCUCCUGACUCCUCUGAUCCCCAGUCGCUAGUCAAUAGCAAUGAAUUUGAUCAUGUAAAACCACAUGACGGUCGUUUGCUUGGGUACAACCCUGUUCCUGUACAAGACUCCCGGUCGCAAGCUGAUCGAUCAGACAUUAUUCGGGUAUUACCACCACACCUUUUUCCUUUAAUUUAUACAUUGGCUCUUCAAACAUCUGGUCAAUCUGCAAUUCACGACGUCCCAUCAACGAUUCCUUUAGAAAAUGAUGAAAGGUUACCGCUCGAGUCUGAUGGUAAAUUCAUUGUGGUUGGAAAAACUAAAGAUGACAAGUUUUACGCUCUUUUUCCUGUUCGUCAUCAUGAAUGGUUCAAGAUUAAAUAUUAUGUCAAUUAUGAUGAAAGAUCUUUUAUCGCUACAGUUUUAGGGUCCAACAUUUUUAUUUUGACACAGAAACGGCAAUUUAUUCAAUUUAAUUAUGAAAAUAAUUCAUUCAUAAAAACUGCGCCGUUCAAAGAUAACAAACUCAAAUUUAUGGAUUUAAUCAUCACUUCUCGUCAAGACAACGACAAUAAAAUAGUUUUGAUCGAUAAAUCGUGCGGGAAAAUUCACUAUUUCAACAUUGACAGUCAAACCUGGACUGAAACGAGUAACAGCAAUCGCAGGCCGAAUCAAACUAAUCGAAAGGAUUUCAUUAUGACCGCAACCACAGUCUUUUUACCUUUAGAUAAAGUCAAACCUUGCAUCAAACGAAAAUUCAAUUUAUUGGAUUGAUAAUCGCAAUCAUAUAAUCUUAAAAUUUCUCUUGCAUAUGAACUUUACUUUUGUAUUCGUUUGACUGAAAUUUUUAUCAAAUAAAAUUUGCAUUUUAAAAUUGAAA